ACCUUUGCUGUACGUCAGUUGGUAGUGACAGUGUUUGUGUGUUUAUGGGGAAUACGCUUAUCAGCUUAUCUAUUGUACAGAAUGAUAAAAAUAGGUGAAGCCCAAAGAUGUCUUAAUAAAUGGAAUAAUUUAUGUACUUUUCUCGGGUUUUGGACAUUCCAGGCUAUCUGGGUUUAUGUCGUGAGCCUUUCUGUCAUAUUUAUCAACUCGCCAAGGUCAGAUACAAACGAGCAUUUUUCAGUCACCGAUUACAUGGGAAGUGUUUGCUUCGGUAUCGGCUUACUGCUUGAAGCUGCAGCUGACCAUCAGAAAUUCACCUUUCGUCGGCUAGAGGAAAACGACGGCAAAUGGUGUGACACAGGUUUAUGGAACUUAUCGAGACAUCCUAACUACUUUGGUGAGAUUCUAGUGUGGUGGGGUAUUUUUAUCAUGAGUACUAAUGUACUGCAGGGAGCACAGUGGACUGCAGUAUUGAGUCCAAUCUUUGUCACUUUUAUGCUUUUGUUUCUCAGUGGUAUACCUUUAUUAGAGAAGAAUGCAGAUGCAAGAUAUGGCAGACAAGAUUCAUACAUACAGUACAAGGCAAGGACGAGUCCACUGGUGCCGCUCCCCACAGGAAUAUAUAGCAAAUUACCACAUUCCUUGAAAUGCUUUUGUUGUUGUGAGUUCCCGUUCUACAAUUCUACCAAGAAGACUGUUAGCAAUGAGAUGGAAAGUGUGGUUGUGGAACCCUGUGAAAACACAACCAUCAAUGCAUAA
Messenger RNA from Saccoglossus kowalevskii, 759 nucleotides. RefSeq lists its product as uncharacterized. Gene Ontology annotation, cellular component: membrane. Lineage: Eukaryota; Metazoa; Hemichordata; Enteropneusta; Harrimaniidae. The record is from RefSeq and is a predicted model, not a curated record.